This is a messenger RNA of Achroia grisella, 1066 nucleotides long. RefSeq names its product UPF0605 protein GA14893-like. The transcript has 8 exons. Bases 1 to 930 code for a protein of 309 amino acids. The record is from RefSeq and is a predicted model, not a curated record. NCBI's taxonomy places the organism in Eukaryota, Metazoa, Arthropoda, Insecta, Lepidoptera, Pyralidae.
AUGGCAUUAGAUUUAGUCAGCAUUGCACAGCCCCACUACAUACCCGGUUACACAGGCCAUUGCCCUGAAUACAAGUACCGUAUUGGCGACACAUAUGGAUCUACAACUCACAAGAUCCUUCUGGAUCCCAGCGUCCAGCAUUCAGAGCGAUUGGUGCUGUCAGAUCGAACAGCGGAUGAUUUCCAGAUCUUUCGACCUCCACAAACCGAUAUCGAUGUAGUAAAUGCGAGGUUCCGCAAUGGUGACCCGGUCUACAAGCAUCCUAUGUUACCGGGAUAUGAGGGAUUCCUUCCUCGUCUAAAUGCCCACUUCGGCCAGCGGUACACAGUGUCCGCAACAGAAGCACUCUCAGAAUUUCAAAGGUUGCAGCUGAAUCAAAGAGCCGCCCGACAGCAAUUGGAGAGGGUCGUCGAUCUGCAAGCAGGAAAAGGCCAACCCUGGGAUUUGGUUGAUAGAUUCUCAGCAACAGCAGAAUUCAAGCUUCCCCUGGUUGUGGUUAGACCAGAAUGUGCUGGUAUAUUACGAGAUCUGCCCAUGGAUGAACCUAAGCUAUCACCAGCGUCACAUUCAGUUAGUCCUUACUUCAUGGAUAAUGGAGAUCCUGACAAAUUUAUCAAGAAAGGUUUUGCGGGACACGUGCCGUAUGGUUUCCAGCGCUUUGGCGAAUCGUCGAAGAAAUUAACAAAUUCUGCUCUUUGUGACUUCUCGUCUAAUUAUAGAAGACGACAAAGUACUGAAUGGGCUCCAGUCAAUGUAGUCAAACCCGAUCCACCCUUAUCCAUCAAUCCUACUGAACUCUACCACAAACACGUUGGUAUGCUGCCAAAUUACGCGGGCCAUGUUCCAGGUGCUAUGUUCAGAUUUGGCAAAACAUAUGGGAAUGACACUAGAGAUGCCAAGCGCUGGCUCCGAGGGGACUUUGGACCUUGAUUUUUUUAUUAUUUCCUGUAACAUCUCAUAACAUCGAUGUAUUGUUUAUUUUGAAAAUCAGGUGUGAAUAAGAAUAAUUUAAUGAUGAAAUGAAAUUUUAGUUCUGAUAAUACAUGAAAAUUAUACAGAAUGAUAA